Messenger RNA from Eubalaena glacialis (North Atlantic right whale), 1755 nucleotides. RefSeq names its product ankyrin repeat and SOCS box containing 14 (gene ASB14). Gene Ontology annotation, molecular function: protein binding. Gene Ontology annotation, cellular component: cytoplasm. Gene Ontology annotation, biological process: intracellular signal transduction. Lineage: Eukaryota; Metazoa; Chordata; Mammalia; Artiodactyla; Balaenidae. Bases 1 to 1755 code for a protein of 584 amino acids. The transcript has 9 exons. The record is from RefSeq and is a predicted model, not a curated record.
AUGGAUAAUUACACCAGUGAUGAAGACACAGAUGAUGAGUUUGACACCCAGCUCAUCAUUCAACAGAGUUUACAGGAUAUUCACAAGCCAGAAACUACACAGCAGUCACCUGAAGAUGAGAGCUUUUUGAUUGCAGACUGUAAGAGGAUAGUUGAAACCAUAGAGACAGGUAAGGAAGAUGUAUUGUCAGGGUUGACCAAGUACCAUUCUGCUUUUGAUGAAGCAGAUGAGAUAGGCUGGCUUCCUCUACAUAAGGCUGCAGUGCAAUUAAAUAAGAACAUUUUGGAAAUAACCCUGAAAGCUUCAAAACCCAGUGUGUGGGAGCAAACCACCCACAAUGGUGAAACACCACUUUUUUUGGCUGUCAGCAAUUGCCUCUUAGAAAAUAUCUGUUUUCUUCUUCUCAAUGGCUGCAAUCCAAAUGCCAAGAAUGUCGAAGGCAAUUCUCCUCUUCUUACAGCUGUUCUACAGGACUCCUACAAUAUGGCCGCCUUGCUGAUCAGCCAUGGAGCAGAUGUCAAUCUGCGGUGUGCCAACGAGAGGACAGCUCUCCACGAAGCAGCCAGACUGGGCAGACGGGACAUAGUGAAGCUCCUGCUGGUUUCUGGGGCACACCCUGACCCAAAGAGCUCCUACGGAUUCACUCCUCUUGCUCUUGCUGCCCAAAGUGGACACACUAAAAUCAUGGAACUAUUACUGCAGAAAGGAGCUAAUGCUCUUGGUCAGGCCUCUGAUUCUUCUUCCAUCUUACUUGAAGCAGCUAGUGGAGGAAAUCCAGACUCUGUGACUCUCUUGCUAGAGUAUGGAGCUGAUGCCAACAUCCCUAAGAAUUCAGGCCACCUGCCCAUUCAUGUGGCAGCUGACAGAGGCCACUUGUUAGCUCUGAAGAUUUUGGUUCCAGUUACGGAUUUUGCUGCCAUUAAGCAGAGUGGCAUCAGUCCAGUUCACUGUGCAGCAGCAGGAGCACACCCCAAAUGCCUGGAACUUCUCAUCCAGGCUGGAUUUGAUGUGAAUUUCAUGCUAGAUCAGAGAAUUCGCAAACACUAUGAUGACCACAGGAAGUCAGCUUUGUAUUUUGCUGUAUCAAAUGGUGACCUCUCUUCAGUUAAGCUGCUUCUGAGUGCUGGAGCUCUGCCUAAUCAAGACCCAGUUAACUGCCUCCAGAUAGCCCUAAGGAUGGGCAACUAUGAGCUGAUAAGCCUGCUGCUACGGCAUGGGGCCAACGUUAAUUACUUCUGCAAAGUCAACCCUUUACAUUUCCCAUCAGCACUUCAAUACACGCUGAAAGAUGAAGUCAUGCUCAGGAUGCUGUUGAAUUAUGGGUAUGACACAGAGCGAUGCUUUGAUUGUCCUCAUGGAGACAAAGUUCAUCCUUUCUAUACUUUUGAAGGCUGGACAUCUACAGUUAUCAAAGAUACUAUGUUCUGCGAAGUAAUAACUUUGUCAUGGCUGCAACAUCUCUCUGGAAGGGUUGUUCGAGUGAUACUUGAUUAUGUUGAUCAAGUUAGGAUCUGUUCAAAGUUGACAGCUGUGCUCCAAAAACAGAGGCUCUGGUCAGAAAUCCAUUUUAUCUUGACAAACCCUCGCUCCCUGAAACAUUUGUGCCGCCUCAAGAUCCGGAAGUGUAUGGGACGUUUACAUUUGCGCUGCCCCGUCUUCAUGUCAUUUCUUCCGUUACCCAAUCGUCUAAAGGCAUAUGUCCUUUACAAAGAAUAUGACCUUUAUGAACAAGGAAUUUUCACGGGAACCUGGUAA